UUUUACCUGUCCAAAGUGUCCAAAUACUCGUCUACUCAGUCUGUGUCUGUGACUUUUCUUUAUCUGAAAUCCGAAAGUUUUUAAUAAAAAUACAAUUUUAUUAGAUGUAAGAUAAAGGUGUAGAUUACAAACAAAUAUUAACAAUGGCUGGAAUUAAAGGAUUGGUGUCUUUGGCUUUCGCGGGCUCGAUAGGGAUGACUUUUGUUAUAUUAGCUUGUGCCUUACCACAGUAUAAGUAUUGGUGGCCAUUCUUUGUAGUUCUUUUCUACAUAUUAUGCCCCAUACCGACUAUGAUAGCAAGACGUCACACAGAUAGCGCUGGCGGUACAAACUCACCGUGUAUGGAGACAGCGAUAUUCAUAACCAUGGGAAUUCUUGUCAGUUCCUUUGCUUUACCAAUUGUGCUUGCUCGUGCUGGAGCGAUUAUUUGGGGUGCUUGCUAUUUGACUCUGGCUGGUAACGUGAUUGUAUACUUAACCAUCCUCGGAUUCUUCACAAUCUUUGAUAUGGACGACUCUGAUUAUGCAAUGUGGUGAGAGAUCUAAAAAAUAUUGUCUUUACCAUAGACAAUUUACCAGAGACAAUUGUAAUACGAUCUUUUUGAAUGAAUAAACAAUGUUGUGGUUAUAUCUAUCGAUGUUACUUUUAAGUCUGAUGUACUGAUACUGAUAUUCGUAAUCGAAAAUUUUAGUUGAUUCAUUAUAUUUUAAGUCAAAUA
Messenger RNA from Melitaea cinxia (Glanville fritillary), 718 nucleotides. RefSeq names its product leptin receptor gene-related protein. Gene Ontology annotation, cellular component: endosome. The transcript is spliced from 4 exons. The coding region runs from base 144 to 536 and encodes 130 amino acids. The record is from RefSeq and is a predicted model, not a curated record. Lineage: Eukaryota; Metazoa; Arthropoda; Insecta; Lepidoptera; Nymphalidae. Gene Ontology annotation, biological process: late endosome to vacuole transport via multivesicular body sorting pathway.